Molecule: messenger RNA, 261 nt
Organism: Staurois parvus
Lineage: Eukaryota; Metazoa; Chordata; Amphibia; Anura; Ranidae
Source: the annotation of a GenBank genome assembly
AUGGCGGACGAUAUUCGUACAAAGAUUGAAAACUACAAGACCGCACCAUUUGAUGCCCGUUUUCCUAAUCAGAACCAGACCAAACAUUGUUUCCAGAACUACCUGGAUUUUCAUCGAUGCGAGAAGUCUUUGAUUGCCAAAGAACAGGAUCCCUACCCAUGUCAGUGGUAUUUGAAAGUGUACAGGUCCAUGUGCCCCAACUCUUGGGUGGAGCAGUGGGAUGAGCAGAGAGCAGCGGGCACAUUUCCUUGCAAAAUCUGA